AUGAUUGGAGGAGUGUUCUCGCUCUGGUUUCGUGGGAUGCCGUUUAGCGUUAGUGCGGCGAUUGGCUUCAUUGCGCUUUCCGGCAUCGCUGUCCUGAACGGGCAGGUACUGGUCUCGGCAAUCCAGGCAAUACGAGACCAAGGAGCGCCGCUGUUGGAGGCCGUGACGGUAGCGGCAAGACAGCGGCUCCGCCCAGUUCUGGCGACAGCGAUCACCGACGCCGUAGGAUUCUUGCCAAUGGCCAUCUCGACGGGCGUUGGCGCCGAGGUCCAACGGCCCCUCGCUACGGUGGUCAUCGGAGGAGUGGUCACGACGACGCUUCUGACCCUGCUGGUGUUGCCUGUGCUCUACUUCCGGCUUUCGAACCGAAACUCGGAGAGCUAG
This is a messenger RNA of Exaiptasia diaphana, 384 nucleotides long. RefSeq names its product cobalt-zinc-cadmium resistance protein CzcA-like. The coding region runs from base 1 to 384 and encodes 127 amino acids. The transcript has a single exon. Gene Ontology annotation, biological process: transmembrane transport. Gene Ontology annotation, cellular component: plasma membrane. The record is from RefSeq and is a predicted model, not a curated record. NCBI's taxonomy places the organism in Eukaryota, Metazoa, Cnidaria, Anthozoa, Actiniaria, Aiptasiidae. Gene Ontology annotation, molecular function: xenobiotic transmembrane transporter activity.